Phytophthora nicotianae INRA-310 is the source of this 1996-nucleotide messenger RNA. RefSeq lists its product as hypothetical. Bases 51 to 1811 code for a protein of 586 amino acids. NCBI's taxonomy places the organism in Eukaryota, Oomycota, Peronosporomycetes, Peronosporales, Peronosporaceae. The record is from RefSeq and is a predicted model, not a curated record. The transcript is spliced from 2 exons.
UAACGAGGGACAGCCCCGAACAACUUGACGGUCUUAUUGUGACGCACGCGAUGGCUGUGGCAGUGCUGUCUACACCGGAGCAUCGUAAGGACACGGCGGGAGACAAUAACAACACAGGCGCCUUCGCUUUGCUACUCGUGCAAGAGUGGCUGGUGGCCUGCAAGCUCGCGUCCACUGCGCAAUGUCUUGUUGACGAAUGUACGCGAACGGAGCGAGAUAUUCCAUCCAGAAUGGUGUGGAACCGAAUGGUGGAGAGCUUGGGUUUUGGCCCUCGGAGUCCGGCAACUGGAGGGAAACACAGUGGCGGUAAUACGACAUUACUCGAAGCUCUCAUCCGGACAGUUGUAGAUCAACACGAGAAAGAAAUAGCACAAACGCUCCGCAACCAGGCAAUGGUUCCGCAACAGCAAAUUGUGAUCAUGAGCAAGAAGAGAGAGUUGAAAUUCGUUGGCAAAAGAUCUUUGCCGAUGUCCAGCAAUAAUACCUCCGAUAGAACACCCAAACUUUCGAGUUCUUCGUCUUCGAUUGGGCUCCGACCAAAGUCUGCGAUGGUCUGCAAGAGCACAUCCGAUCUCAUUUCGAAAGCUAGUGUUGAGUCGAUCAAUAGCGGCUCAAGGUCUUCGAUGUCGCCUGGUAUGCGCUCCUUCGUGAAAAAGACUCCCGGAACGAAUAAGAGACCCAUUAGUGCUACCAGUGUGCUCACUCCACAUAAAGACCUCGUGGUGCAGAAGAAAGCUGUAGCACCAACUAGAACUCCAUCAUCGCGCUCACCAACGUCUAGUAGUGCUCUUCAUGACGGGAUAGGGACGGCAGAUGCAGUAACGAAACCAAUUGCCCACCACAACAACUUGGUGGUGGGGCUUCGUGCAAGUUUGCCUCAUAUCGCGGAUUUUACUGGAGCAGCGAUUACACCAGAAGUCGACGAAGGCGAUGAAGAAGAUGGAAGCUCCAAGCAGGACGAGAUGACUGCUCAACAAGCACCAAAGUUGUCCCUCGAGGAAAUGAGUGAGGAACGUCUCAUGGAGCAGUUUGGAUCGAUCUCGCGUUGUGCCAUCAAGAAGCUACGUCGUGUGUUGGCAAAAUCGCAUGCAUAUUCACAGGAGUUCGAGAAGUCUCAGCGCACAGUUGACAAGAUCAAAACACGCGCUAAAUUGCGUCAAUUGCGACGCGUACUUGCGGAAGAACAGACACCGUUAUUAACCAGUACCAUGGCGGCUCUCACGAGUGAGCCAUGUUCACUUUGCUUGUACGUGUUCCCGAAGAAGAAUCUCACAACUAAAGUAUCCUACAAAUGCAUCGUUGAUCUACGAUCGUCGUGGGCAGUAGCGAACGGGACAGCAACAAGCAGUGACGAGGCUGCACAGCAAGUUGCGGAGGGAAUGACGCAUGCGAGGAUGACGCAUUUGUACGACGAGGCUCCAGUCUGCGUGUUUUGCUCGCAGCUAGUACUAAACUCCUCCUCGUAUCGACCCUCGUCUGCUGAGCGUCGAGCACAGCAUGCCAGGGAGCGACACGAGGCUUUGAAGAACUUGAAGGAUCUCGAGGCGAAGGAGCAGCAUGACCUCGAAAAGUGCGAUCCGCUCGACUACCACAGCUACGAGCUCAACAGCGACGACGAUGACAGCGAUAUUGAAGAGGUUGUGGAGGUGAAAAUGGAUGGCCGCCCGCAGGUGGUUCGACGACGUCGGCGACAGACCAUGCGCGCUCCAGUGCAGCUCGGCGUGGUGUCCAAACGCCUUCACUACGACCACUUACGGAGCGACUCGAUGCACAUGCUCACACUGAACGAGUGGCAAAAGAUCACGCGCUAAAAGAAACAAAUUGCAACAUGAUCCAACAGCAACUGCAACAGAGUGUUAGCCAAAGCCAUCUGCUACAUGUAGCGAAAUGCGACUAAGACGUUCGCCACGGGCAGACGUAAAUGACCUAUCAGCUAUAUUAGCCAGAUCAUGUAGUACAUACUCCAAUAUUGUAGUGUAUCGGGAAGUCGAAGCGG